AUGGAAAUCGAGACGAAUAAAGAAAAUGAAUGCGAGGGAAAGGCGAUCGAAGGGUCGAUCGAGGGAAAUACCAACGGUGAAACUUGUGUCAACAGUGGUAACAAUGAGAAGAGCAACGAAAAUGGUGAAGGAGGCAAAAACGGUGAAGGAGGCAAAAACGGUGAAGGCGGCGAAAACGGUGAAGAUGGCCAAAAAAGCGGCGACAACGAGAAGGCCAACGAAAACGAAAGCAAGGCCGAAAAUGAGGAAAACAAAAGCAGCAAUCGCUGGGCGGACAUGUGCGAGGACUACGACGCUCCCUUAGUUGACACGUACAACGAUGACAACGAUAUGAAGCACAGAACGACGGAUAGCAAUUUUAACGACAUGAAUAGCAGCAUGAAGCAAAAUUAUUUCAUGUCAAGCAAAAAUGACAUGAACAACUUCUCGCCGAGUUACGAAGUAUACAUCCGGAACUUACAUCUGGAGAUAACGAAGGAAGAAGUGUACAACUUAUUCGAAGGGUACCGCAUCAGGAGGGUGAACAUUUUAAAUAAAAAGGGCAAAACGGCAGCAGCGUAUGUAGAGUUUGACAAUGCGGAGGAUAUGAACAGGUCUCUGGAAUUAAAUGGAAGGAUGAUUUACUCGGGAAAUAACACAUUCGAGCAGGGAGCAAUAUCGGUCAUAAUUAAUAAGGACAAAAUGAAAAAUUUCCACACCAAUCAGAAGCAAAAUAAGUAUAAAAAAAUUAUCGGAAGGAAUAACAACAGUUUUGCGAACUUGCGACAGGGAAAUAACAAUAUGAGUAACUUGAUGAGCAAUUACAACGCAGGAGGGAAUAACAACAUGAAUAGCGGCAACCUUAGCAGCGGCAACCUCAGUAGCGGUAACAUGAACAGUAGUAACAAUAGCCCCUUCGGAAUGAAUAAUAAUAUGUACUACAAUGACAGCAACAAAAAUUUGAAGAUGGAUAUGAAGGGCAACCCGAUGAAUAGCAGUAACAACAUGAACACAAGUUUUAAUAACUACACACACAUGAAGUUAAAUUAUAUGAACAAUAGUAACAGCACUGGUGGAGGUGCCAUGCACAUGAACCAAGGAAGCAACAAUAAUAGCCACAUGGUAAAUGACAAAAUUAAUACUAGUGCUGCCUUUGCCUUUAAAAGUAUGAACUACCCCAACAGUAGCAACAAUCAAGGGGGAAAAAAUAUCAACAUGAACAGUGAAGGCAAUGCCAAUACGUCUGCCUUACCAGAACAGAGGAAAAAGCUAGUCCUGAAGAAACGUUCCGUGCCCCUGGAUCAAAAGGCGUAUGUUAUCAACCCAAAUAUCUUUGGAGAGGCCAAACCGGUUGAUACCAACCCGGACAAAAUUCUAGGUGAUAACGUUACGAAGGAGAAAGAAUCAAAUGCUACUACGAAUAACGCUGCUGGUGAAGAGGGGGAUAAGAAAGUGGAAGGGCAGGAAGAAGACGACGCGCAGCAGAAGAGGUCCCUCGGGAUGAACAAUGAAAAUAAUGGGAACAACAUGAACGACCCGAACAGUAGCAGCGGCGGAAAUAAGAACGUGUUUAACUACAAAAAAAACAUGAACGCAGGCAGAAAUUUUAACAAUAAUAGCAACUUCCAAAGCAACAAUAACGGCAGCGGUAACAAUAACAACAGCGGUAACAAUAACAACAGCGGUAACAAUAACAACAGCGGUAACACUUCGGGGGGGAAGUACGCCAGCACCAAAAAGAUUUUUAUGAUGAAUAAGAAUAACCCCAGUAACAACCCCAACAGUGGGAUGAAGAAAAAUUUGAACAGCUUUGAUAAUAACCAGAGCGGGGGCAAGAGCAUAGGAAAUAGUGGCUUGAAUAGCCCGCGUAGCCCCAACGCAAAUAACCUUGGAACGGACUCGAACAACAUCACAGGUAACAUCAAAAGGAUGAACAUGAGCAACAAAAACUACAAAAAUGCAGACAUGAAUAAUAGUGUUGUAAACUCUAGCCCAUUCAGCAGCAAUGUAAAGAACAUGAACGGAGAUGACAACAAGAAGGGGUUGAACUUGAGAGGAAUGCAUGGUCAUCAUAGUCCCUUCGAAAAUAAAAUGUUCGGAGGGGCAAACGCAGAUGAGCAUGGGACAGCAAAUAAUGCAUUUGGGGGAGGUAACCUCUCUGGGAACGACUCGAAGGACAUGUUUGCGAAUUUUCGAAGUGGGAACUUAAAAAUGGAGAAAAAAGCUAAGGACUCACCGUUUUCCAGCGGGAAGCAGAAGGAACUAAAUAUCCUCAAGAAAGACGAUAAGCAGAAUAUCAAAAAUAUCAUUAUGAAGAAUGUGAAGCGGGAGGACGGAGGGAAUACCAACUACUUGGGGAACAACAACAGUGGCGAUGUUGGCGGGGUUAGCGGCGGGGGGAGUGGCGGAGGCUACAAACACAAGAGCGGAAACAGCCCCCUCUUUCGUAACAACGAUUCAGGGGGACUUAACUUCAGGACAAACAAAACUGGCGGAUCCACUGGUGCGUCCAAAAUGAACUCAGAAAAUGAUGGAGGCAAGGACAGCAUGAUGAAUUAUAAAAAAAUUAAUGAUGCCAAUUUUAAGAAAGGCGAAGAGCCAUUUGAGAAUUUAAACCGAGGCCCCAACAGAAAUAUCAACAGGAAUAACAGCUCCUAUGGAAAUGUCAAUGCAUCUCAAGGAGCGAGCGCAGGGGCAACUGCCAGUAACAGCCGAACUGGGGGAACCACCACCACCGGAGGAGGAGCGGGAGCAGAUAGCUACAACACAGCAGGGGGGGACAACUCCUACAGUUACAACAUUGAAAAUCUGUAUGACAGUUCGUUGAAGUAUGUGAAAAAUGCCAAUAACUCAAGUAAGGCAAAAAAGAUCACUGCUGUGAAAACGGUGAAGGUUAUCGCGACGGAGAAGAAGAACGAUGAUGAUACUGACUCAGAGGAGCUGAGAGACAAGAGUGGAAAGGACGACCCAAACAAUGACGGAGCGGGGGAUGAUCACAACGCAGGCACCGGUGGUACUGGCGGUAAUAACAACAGCAGUAGCGGUGGUCAUGGUAAAGGAUUUGAUAAAAGCGGGAGGGAAGACAAAAAUAAUGACGAUAAGAAGCUAGGGAACAAUUACGACGACUCGGCCAGAAGUAAUGAUAACUACACGUACGAAUCGGAUAGCUCCGAAAAUUGCAAAGAUAUCACCACGACGAAUUUGAAGUCCACUCUGCUACAUACCAAGACGAAAAAGAGAGUUAAAAAGAAACCAAUCGAAGAAGGCGAACAGAAUAGCGGAAAUAACCCUAAUGACGAGAAUGCACAGAAUGGCCAAGGAGGAACAACAGGAAACAGCAAGGCACAGAAAAUCGAUAUUUUGAUGAAGCCCAAUUUGAAGAAGGGGGAAAAUAUUUGGGAAGCGAGAACCCACUUGCUGGUGGAGCAGAAGGAGAACAGCCUGAAAAAUGACAAAGGGUCACACGACGGCUCCAGGAGGAGUCGCUCCCCCUCGAAUAAGGUCAGUCGUGGCAGCAGUCACCGCAGGGAUGGAAGCAAGCGAAGGGACAGUAGCAGCAGGAGGAGGGAUGACAGCAGGAGGAGGGACGACAGCAGGAGGGACGACAACAGGAGGGACAGGUACGGACGCAGGUAUGAGAGAAGAGAAGACCGCCGGGAUGACUACCGAGACGAUCGACGGGAUGAUUACCGAGACGAUCGCCGAGACGUCCGCCGAGACGACCGCCGAGAUGAUCGCCGAGACGACCGCCGAGAUGACCGACGAGAUGAUCGCCGAGACGACCGCCGAGAUGACCGACGAGACGACCGCCGAGACGACCGCCGAGAUGACCACCGAAAGGAAGACCGGAAGGAAGACCGAAAAGACAGCAUCAGCAGCAGCGGAGAAAAAAGGGAAGAUGAUAAAAAGGAGGAAGAAAAGGAGGAAGAAGACUCCUAUGACUACAGAAAGCAAAACCGGAGUUAUGACAAGUAUAGCAGUCGAGGCAACUACUAUGAAAGAAAGCGAAACGGUAAGUAUGGCGCUCCCGAUAAAAAAGGGUACGACAUUAAGAGCUACGGCUCGGACGACAAGAGGAGGCACGGCGACUCGUAUGAUAGAAGCAGCUACAAGGAUGGUUACGAUAGGGGCAGCUACAAGGACGGCUACGACAGGGGCAGCUACAAGGACGGCUACGAAAAGGGAAAUUACAAAGACGGCUACGACAGGGGUAGCUACGACCGGGGCAGCUACGACAGAGGCAGCUAUGACAGAGGCAGCUAUGAUAGAGGGAGUUACCGAAAUUCUCACGACCGCAUAAGCUACAAAGAUGGUUACGACCGAAGCAGCAACUACGUCGAGUAUGACAAAAUGGAUAACAAAUAUUAUUCAAAUAAUUACAACUCCAUGAGACAUAAAAACUACAAGCACCAGCACAAUCCCCAUGGGAAAAUGAAUAACUAUAAUUACCAAAACAACUACAAGUCAGGUCAUUAUUAUAAGUACCCAGCGAAGGGAGGACCAGGGACCUACUACAGCAAUAGCAAAACUGUUAGCAAGGCUAGUGAGAAAGAGAAAACGGAGACCAAGGCAGAUAACAUACAGGCCAUCCCAAAGAAGGCUAUCGUCACCACUGUUAAGACCAACAAUGUUUCGAUAAAGAAGAACCGUUACGAGUGUUUGGAUGAUGGUGACGAGAGCGACAAGUGA
Messenger RNA from Plasmodium cynomolgi strain B, 4668 nucleotides. Its product is annotated as asparagine-rich antigen. The record is from RefSeq and is a predicted model, not a curated record. The transcript is spliced from 3 exons. NCBI's taxonomy places the organism in Eukaryota, Apicomplexa, Aconoidasida, Haemosporida, Plasmodiidae. Bases 1 to 4668 code for a protein of 1555 amino acids. Gene Ontology annotation, molecular function: RNA binding.